Molecule: messenger RNA, 873 nt
Organism: Umbelopsis ramanniana AG
Lineage: Eukaryota; Fungi; Mucoromycota; Umbelopsidomycetes; Umbelopsidales; Umbelopsidaceae
Exons: 1
Source: RefSeq, a predicted model, not a curated record
AUGGCUAUUCUUGGUGUCCAAUUGGAUCCUUUACGAAAUACUCCACCUGAUAAACCAUCAGCACAAUGGCAUAUUCGAAACCGACGCCAGUGCUCAUGUAAUUCACAAUCUGCUCACCGACCACUAUCACCAGUGGCUGCUGCAAAAGCUGCUGGAGUCAAUAUCUGGCGAGACCGACAUCAACAUAUUGUAAACCGAGUAUGGGACUUGCAUCAAGAUAAACUUGUAGAUAACAUCGAUGCCAGAGAUGUCGUCUUCGUCACUCAUAGAUGGUGUAGCCCUGAAGUUAACUAUCGCGAUGUGAUAGAAAGGAGACAACCAAAUAACCAGGCAGUUAAUGUUAGUGAAAUGUCAGGCAAGUUGCGGCGAAUUCGCGACACUUUAUUGGAUCAUACGCAGUACGUAUGGAUGGACACCAUUUGCAUUGACAAGUCAAAUUUAUCUGAGCUUGAUGAAGCCAUCCGCUCUAUGUACAAAUGGUAUGCUAGCUGUGCCGCCGUUGUGCUGGAUUCUGAUACUACACUUGAUGUAUGGCGCAGCAGAGGAUGGUGUCUACAAGAAGGUGCUGCGGCUGGACUCCUUCGCGGAAUAUCAAAAAGUGGGAAACUCGUCACCAUACAAGAAUUGGCUAUUGAGCAAAAUCAAGAUCUUUGUUCUCUUGAUCUUCACUUAUAUUAUCGACCAGGAAAUGCUGCUGAGGUAUUGGCAAGAAUGGACGCGCGAGAAACAACACGCAAAGAAGACAUGGCUUAUGCUUUGGCAGGAAUAUUUUCCGUCCACUUGACCUUAGCGUAUGGUGAGGGACUCAAAUCUCGUGAACGACUGCUUCGAGAGCUAGCUAUCCAGAAAGGCGAUCUGUCAUUCUUAAGCUUC